Molecule: messenger RNA, 2691 nt
Organism: Periophthalmus magnuspinnatus
Lineage: Eukaryota; Metazoa; Chordata; Actinopteri; Gobiiformes; Gobiidae
Product: polyribonucleotide nucleotidyltransferase 1, mitochondrial
Exons: 28
Coding region: 109-2409 (766 amino acids)
Biological process (GO): mitochondrial RNA 3'-end processing; mitochondrial mRNA catabolic process
Cellular component (GO): cytosol; mitochondrion
Molecular function (GO): polyribonucleotide nucleotidyltransferase activity; 3'-5'-RNA exonuclease activity; RNA binding
Source: RefSeq, a predicted model, not a curated record
GCACACGUGACGUAGCGUCAUGGAAGCCCCCACGCGUGAAACGAAACUCUAAAGCACCUACAGGGUGUCCGGCCUUUUUAAAGACUCCUGCCUCAUCAAAAAUCACAGAUGAGAUAUUUAUUUAGACUCGGGCGUUCGUUCGCUCGGCCCUGUGUCCGCUCAUGUCACCAAAGUGUUUACAGCAGCCACUCUCACCCCAAACACACCACUGUGGACCUGGGUGCAAAAAAACUUGAGAUUUCCUCUGGGAGAUUUGCCAGAUUUGCAGAUGGUUCUGCUGUUGUCCAGCUCGGGGACACGUCUGUGAUGGUGACAGCUGUGAGCAAAGUCAAGCCCUCCCCGUCUCAGUUUAUGCCUCUUGUGGUAGACUACAGACAGAAAGCAGCAGCUGCAGGAAGAAUCCCCACUAACUAUUUGAGACGAGAGCUUGGAACGACAGAUCAUGAAAUUCUGACCAGUAGAUUAAUAGAUCGCUCCAUUAGACCACUUUUCCCUCCUGGUUACUUUUAUGACACACAGAUCCUCUGCAAUCUGCUGGCUGUUGAUGGUGUUAAUGAUCCAGAUGUGCUCGCUAUAAACGGAGCUUCUGCUGCUUUGGCGCUGUCUGACAUCCCCUGGCACGGGCCAAUUGGGGCUGUGCGAGUCGGCAUGAUCGACGGGGAGGUGCUGAUCAACCCAACGCGAGCAGAGAUGAUUUCCAGCACUCUAAACCUCAUCGUGGCUGGAGCUCCGAGCAGCCAAGUUGUGAUGAUCGAGGCGUCUGCUGAGAACGUGCUCCAGCAGGACUUUUGCCACGCUGUGAAAGUGGGAGUCAAACACACGCAGCAGAUCAUUCAGGCGAUUCAACAGAUGGCGAGAGAGCAGAAGGUCUCCAAACGUGUUCCUCUGAAAGUCUUCUCUGCCCCGGACGAGAUGGUGGAACAAGUGCGAAUAGUUUCAUCUGAAAAAAUCUCUGCUGUUUUUCGGGACCACAACCACGAUAAGAUUUCUAGGGACGAAGCUGUAAACAAAAUCCGACUGGAGACGGAGGAGAUCCUAAAGGAGAAGUUUCCUCAAGCAGAGCCGUUUGAAAUAAUAGAAUCUUUUAAUGUUGUGACCAAAGAAAUAUUUCGCAGUUUGAUUUUGAAUGAAUAUCAGAGGUGUGAUGGGAGAGAUUUGGGAGCACUGAGAAACAUUUCUUGUGAUGUCGACUUGUUUCAGCCUCUCCAUGGUUCUGCUCUGUUCCAAAGAGGACAGACGCAGGUUCUGUGCAGCGUCACUUUUGAUUCCUUAGAGUCCAGCGUCAAACCUGACCUCAUCACGACGGCCUUGAGUGGCGUUAAAGAUAAGAACUUCAUGCUCCACUAUGAGUUUCCGCCGUACGCGACUAAUGAGAUCGGGAAGACGGGCGGAGUCAACAGAAGAGAGCUCGGACACGGCGCUCUGGCGGAGAAAGCUUUACGCCCGGUCAUUCCUAAAGACUUCCCUUUCACAAUAAGAGUCACAGCGGAGGUUCUCGAGUCCAACGGGUCGUCGUCGAUGGCGUCUGCGUGUGGAGGUAGUCUGGCUUUGAUGGACGCAGGUGUGCCAAUUUCGUCAGCGGUGGCCGGCGUAGCUAUUGGGCUGAUAUCCAAACCGAACCCGGAAAAAGCGUCUGAAAUUGAGGACUACAGACUAUUAACAGAUAUACUUGGGAUAGAGGAUUAUCUCGGCGACAUGGACUUUAAACUCGCAGGAACAAACAAAGGCAUCACAGCUUUACAGGCGGAUAUAAAGAUUCCCGGGCUUCCUCUUAAAGUUGUUAUGGAGGCGAUCCAGCAGGCAACAGUUGCAAAGCGGGAAAUCUUGGGAAUAAUGAACAAAACUAUCACCAAACCCAGGGAGAAAAGGAAAGACAAUGGGCCCGUUGUUGAAACGGUGCGAGUGCCCGUUUCCCGAAGAGCCAGAUUCGUCGGCCCCGGAGGAUACAACCUUCGAAGGCUCCAAGCUCGAACAGGCGUCACGAUCAGUCAAAUGGACGAGGAAACGUUUUCAGUUUUUGCUCCGACUCCGGGCGCGAUGCACGAAGCCCAAGAUUUCAUCAGUGAAAUCUGCAAAGACGACCAAGAACAGCAGUUGGAGUUUGGCGCCGUCUACACCGCCACCAUCACGGAAAUAAGAGACAUUGGCGUCAUGGUCAAACUCUAUCCAAAUAUGAGCGCCGUUUUACUUCACAACUCGCAAUUGGAUCACAAACGGAUAAAACAUCCGACUGCACUGGGGCUUGAAGUGGGACAACAGAUCCAGGUCAAAUAUUUUGGGCGGGACCCCACCGACGGCAGAAUGAGGCUUUCUCGUAAGGUCCUCCAGUCUCCCGCUGCAACUGUUGUCAAAACAUUGAGUGAAAAACAAAGCAUCUCAAUGGGAACGAGCAAUAGUUCCAAUUUAUGACACAAUAAUUCCAAAACAAACUGCUGAUUUUACUCCGAGGACUGUACAGCCGCUCACAGAAAACAUUUGGACAUUGAACUGGUUUUGCACGACUGUGGUCCACGUUCUCAGCUCUACGUUUUUUUUUUUCGAGACGGACAACAGAACGGUUACUUCCACAAUACAAAUAAGCCGACGUUUCAUCACGCAGUUGUGCAGCACGUCAGAUAUUCUGUUGUUUUUACGGAUACAUUUAUUGUUAUGUUAUUUGUAAAUAAAACAUCCAUCUGUGUACAAGUGUUU